GGUGGCUUAUUGAUUCUUAUCUGCCGCACUAGAUCUUUCUUUGUGCCUUUCUCUGCAUCCUCGACAGCUCCGUCUAAUCUCAUAUGCCAUUUCUUUUAUUGACCUCGUCUUGUCGUUACUCAGAGCGGCGACAUUUACUAUUGCUUCAAUUGACCUACACGGAGGGCUGGACCGAUCGAUGACGUAGGAAAGCGUCGUUCAACAAGGUACAUCGCCUUGUAGAUGCGCAGCCUGAUGGGCACUUUUGCUUCUCAGUGCUCCUAGUCCCUCGAACUUGGAUAUUCGCCCUCGAGAACGGUCAUGAAAUGGUUCGCGAUUUCCAGUAGACGUCCGUUCUCAUCAUGGGCGGGCUUCCUCUCAACUUUGCUUAUAUGGUCCCAGGCCGUACAGGCCGUUGACAUAAACUUUGAAGAUCCUGAGUCGUUAAAGCAAGCUGCUAAAGCUGUAGCCACUAACAUGAUGAGCUAUUAUACUGGAAUGAACCCAGGAGAUGUUCCCGGGAACUUACCUCCUCCAUACUAUUGGUGGGAGGCUGGUGCAAUGUCUGGCACAUUGGUCGAUUAUUGGUUCUAUACUGGUGAUUCAACAUGGAACGAUAUAAUCACUCAAGCCAUGCUGUGGCAGGCCAGUCCAACUUCCGACUUCAUGCCGGCGAACCAGACCAAGACUGAAGGAAAUGACGAUCAGGCAUUCUGGGCUUUCGCAGCAAUGUCUGCCGCGGAACGAAAUUUUCCAAAUCCGCCAAAGGACAAGCCCCAAUGGCUGGAGUUAGUGCAGGCGGUGUUUAAUGAACAAGCGAGUCGAUGGGACAUGCAGACUUGCGGCGGUGGUCUCCGCUGGCAGAUCUUCACCUGGAACAACGGCUACAACUACAAGAACACCAUCUCGAACGGAUGUUUCUUCAAUAUCGCUGCACGACUCGCGAAGUAUACGAACAACCAGACUUAUGCAGACUGGGCAGAAAAGAUUUGGGACUGGACGGAGACUGUGGGGUUCAUGACGCCGACAUAUGAAUUUUGGGAUGGUGCAGAUGAUACCAAGAACUGUACCCAGUUCAACCAGAUCCAAUGGACAUAUAAUGCCGGAGUCUAUCUGUUGGGGGCGGCAAACAUGUUCAACCACACGAAUGGUGAUCCGAAAUGGCAGGAUCGGACCCAGAAGAUUCUCGAUGCCACGGGAGUGUUCUUCUCUGACAAUCCAAAGGAUGUCAUGUAUGAGCGAGCCUGUGAGCCGAUAAAUACGUGUCAAGUCGACCAGCGCUCAUUCAAAGCGUACUUGUCUCGAUGGAUGGCAGCCACGACCCAAAUGGCUCCCUUUACUUACGACGCUGUGAUAGCGAAGCUUCGUGCUUCCGCUGCAGCUGCAGCAAAAACUUGCACUGGUGGCUCUGAAGGAACGAGCUGUGGUCUGAAAUGGACAGACCAGAAAUGGGAUGGUAGCCAAGGAGUUGGGGAGCAGAUGAGUGUUCUGGAAGUGCUCCAGUCGACUCUCAUCACUAAUGUUGCACCACCGGUAACCAACUCCAGCGGCGGGACCAGCAAGGGUGACUAUUCCGCCGGCACAGGGAGAUCCUCUGGAGACUCACCGAGAGUCCUCACUGACCCUAUUACGACGGCAGAUCGUGCCGGUGCUGGUAUUCUGACAGGAUUACUGCUUAUCACUGUUGUGGGGUCCACUGGCUGGGCGAUCUUCGAUUGAGCCUGUAAUGAUUUGCGACUAAUGACAGUAAGGGGUUACAUUGCUAUAUGGAAGGACUGGAGUCUUGAAAUGUUCAUCAUACAUAGAAUGGCAUGGGUAGAACUUGGGGCCUCAGCGUAUUUUGUAGUAUCAG
Messenger RNA from Paecilomyces variotii, 1831 nucleotides. RefSeq names its product glycosyl hydrolase family 76-domain-containing protein. Bases 301 to 1698 code for a protein of 465 amino acids. The record is from RefSeq and is a predicted model, not a curated record. Gene Ontology annotation, biological process: carbohydrate catabolic process; fungal-type cell wall biogenesis. The transcript is spliced from 3 exons. Lineage: Eukaryota; Fungi; Ascomycota; Eurotiomycetes; Eurotiales; Thermoascaceae. Gene Ontology annotation, molecular function: mannan endo-1,6-alpha-mannosidase activity.